AUUAAAACUUGUUUUAAUGUAAUUUAUGCAGUCAGACUUACAUGCUUUUACGUAACUAUUUUUAUUUGCGGAAGGAGGUAUGUUGGGGUAUGAGUGAUGCGGUCCGACAGGUUACAUGCGCGCAUUGAUAUGUUGCUAUAAUUAGAUCACUAUAAAUACAAAUGACGCAGCAGCUCCUAUUCAGAAGCUGAUAAAAGAAAAUGGCGGAACAAGGUUCGUACGGUCAAGGUCAAUUUUAUUUCAACUUGUAAAGUUUUGUAUUGUUUUAUCUGAUCACAGAUUUUAGUAUAUACAAGAUAAACUUUAUGUACUUGACUGUACGUUGUAAUGUCGUCAGUUAUCGUUUUGGGUCACAGUUUUAUUCGCCGUUUGGAUGAUAGCCUUACGGGUUCAUGGACAAAUCUAGGUUUUGACCCGGAUCAGUUACAAGUCUUGUGUCUUGGCAAAAGUGGCGGUAAGAUUCCUAAUCUUUACGCUCGUUGUAUUUCUGAUACUAUUCAACAAGUUCAGCCUUCGGUGGUUUUAUUACAAAUCGGUGGCAAUGACCUAGAUUGUGCUGACAAUGUGCGGGUUAAGGGCACACUUGUGACUGACCUAUUUUCGAUAGCCCAGUGGUUAGUUACUGGUUUUGGCAUCAAACGUGUGGGGUUCCUACAAUUAUUAUAUCGUCGGACAACUCGAGUGACACCUGUGACUAUUUACAAUGAAUCUGUGGAUUUCGUCAAUUCUGCCUUAAAACAACGCUGUAUGGGUUCCACGGUGUGUUUCUUUUGGCGCCAUAAGGGCCUUAAAGAUGGCGUCUCUGAAAAUUUGUGUAGGGACGGUGUCCACUUGUCUUCUAAUGGGAUGCGCAAGUACAUAUAUUCUGUGCGUGGAGCAGUUUUACAGGGCUUAAAAUUUGCCGCAGCAUGAGUUAUUUUCUUUCCCUACAAGGUCAUGGGGCAGCUCCCAUACGGAAAACUAGACGGAGGGCAGCUCUCCAACAUAGCAUUGUUGGUCGUAGUACAAGACGACGGACGCAGGUCCCGGUCCCUACACCGGCUUUAACCAGUGAUGUGGUAGAAACAACACCCACUAUACAAGUUUUCAACAACCACCCUUCAGCAACUAGUAUACCUGGGCCAUCAUUCAGAAAUGACGCUACCUCCACUACGCCGGGGUCGAUUAACCAUGCCUUCCCCUCAAAUUCCACUCAACCACCUAUGGCAGCUAACCCCAACACAGUCUUACCGUCCACGCAGGAAAUAGUGAAAGAAUUAUUCAAUUUAAUGAAGGCUGAAGGAUAUAUGGUGCAGGCUCCGGUUGUGCCCACUUUGCCUACAACUACAACAGGGGCACCAUCUGGACUUGGUCAUAAUUCAUCACUCAGUAUACAGUCCCUUGACAUUCAGCGACCGGGACCAGCAGCAGCGACAGGGUCACCAGCUAAUUCAGCAACUGAUAUUAUCCCCCCUCAUACAAGUGGACAUUUCCUGCCUUUGCGUUCUAUGGAUCCUCUGACCAUGCCUGCUACAACACCAACAAUGAACAUUAAUAACCCAUUAUCACAGGUGUUGUCAAAUUUUACGGGUGAGAAUGGUUUUGAGACUUGCCACAGCAUUUCCCGACCUCUGGACAUGCAUAUUGAUACUAAAUUAAAAGCCAAAAUUUUGGCUGGGGAGUACAUUGAUUUUGGCCUGUUGCUCCAAAAAUCUUCUGAUUCGGACCACUUCAAAAUUCAGUUCCACAACAAUGAAUUAGCAUUAGUUCCCAAACAAAAAUCAUCACAGAUUAAAUCCGUGGAACAAUGGCUAUCAGCCUUUCAUAUAUUCGUUUCAAUUUAUGUCCAAUCCCACCCCCAGGCUAUUUCAGCUCUCAUGAAAUAUGCUGACACUGUACAAACUUUGUCUAGAAGGUCGGGAAUUGCUGCGGCUUUGAAUUACGAUUGUAACUUCCGUCGGUGGCAUCAACUUUUCCCUCAAACUUCAUGGGGAAAUGUUCACUCCGAAUUUUAUUUGGAGGCUACAGCAAUUGGGUUGAGAAGUACCUCCCGCCCAAACUCUUUUCAACAGCCCUUUCAGCAGCCCUUUCAUUCCAAAUCAACAAGUUGGCCAAAAGGUGUUUGUUGGCCAUUCAACAAGUCUGGAUCUUGUCGAAAGGGACCACGCUGCAAAUUCCCACAUGUCUGCUCCAACUGUGGAGGGGGGCAUUCCUUUCGGCAAUGCAAAUUGCAAUCCUCCUCCACUCUUCCCCAGGAUAACCCCUCAGGCGGUGGAAACAAUGGCCAACUCUCAGCCACUAAUCCACAACGCCAACAACGUAAACCUCCUCAAAAAAUCUAAACUCCCUACUCCUAUUAAGGUCCAAGUGUUUCUUACACAUUUAGCGGGCUACCCUCAGGAUAAAUUUCAAUUUUUGAAGAUGGGUUUUACUGAAGGUUUUUCUUUGCAGUAUUAUGGUUCUAGGCGAUUUCGAACGUCCAAAAAUCUCAAAUCUGCUCUGGAUAACGUUUCGGUUUUGAAACAAAAAAUUGAAAAAGAAAUUAGUUUAGGUCGCAUACAAGGUCCAUUUCAGACACCUCCUUUUCCAAAUCUUCAGGUAUCCCCGUUGGGCCUUGUACCAAAGAAAGAACUCAAUGAGUUUCGUGUCAUUCAUCAUCUAUCAUACCCUCAGGGUACAUCUAUCAAUGAUGGCAUAAACCCUGAAGAUGCCACUGUGGCAUAUCAGACAAUUGAUGAUGCUGUGCGCCUUGUCAAACAUUUUGGGAGAGGUUCACUCAUGGCCAAAACUGACAUUGAGUCAGCUUUUCGACUUAUUCCCAUUCAUCCUACUGACUAUGAGUUGUUGGGUUUCCAGAUAGAUGACAAGUUUUAUUUUGAUAAAGUCUUACCUAUGGGAUGCUCUAUCUCUUGCCGUCUGUUUGAGGCAUUUAGCUCUGCUAUUCAUUGGAUCAUGGAGACAAAAUAUCAGGUAGCGGGGGUUGUUCAUAUUUUGGAUGAUUUCCUUUUUGUAGCCCCACCUGGUAGUUCCAAAUGUAUGGAAGACUUGGCAAACUUUUUAACUUUUUGUCAACAUACCCAAAUCCCUAUAAAACAAAGCAAAACUGUUAACCCUUGCACACAGUUAACUUUUUUAGGCAUAGAGUUGGAUAGUUCUAAAAUGGAGGCCAGACUUCCUAUGGACAAAAUCAUCAAAAUGCGGCAGUUGUUAGAUCAGUUUUCUCGGCGCAGGAAAGUCACGCUACGGGAAUUACAGUCUUUAAUUGGUUUGUUAAAUUUUGCCUGUAAAGUUAUCUCUCCAGGUCGAACUUUUUUGCGUCGUUUGAUCAACUUGACAUGUGGCCUUCAAAAACCUCAUCACCAUGUACGUUUAAGUCGGGAGGCUAGGGCUGACAUUGCUGCUUGGAAAGUUUUCAUAGACUCCUUUAAUGGGGUUUCCAUGUUCCUUGAUGAUCGCUGGGUAACUACACCACAGCUUCAGUUCUUCACUGAUGCCAGCAAUCGGGGUUUUGGGGCUAUUUUCAACACUUCAUGGUUGUUUGGGACCUGGCCAGCAUCUUUUACCUCCUACCAUAUUACAGUUAAGGAGUUCUUUGCAAUUGUCUUGGCAAUUGAAAUUUGGGGCCCCUGUCUGCGAAAUAGAUGUCUAUUGUUGUACUGUGACAACAUGGCCGUUGUUGAUAUAAUCAACAAACAAACAAGCAAAGAUAGCACUCUUAUGGCAUUAACACGUCGUUUUGUCAUUACUUCCUUGCGUUUUAAUAUUCUUUUUUCAGCACGUCACAUCCCUGGCAAAAGUAAUAUUCUUGCUGACCAUCUGUCUCGUUUACAGGUGGAAUUAUUCCAGCAACAAGCGCCUCACAUGGAACGGCAUUCAACGCCAGUUCCAGAUCACCUUCUGACAAUCUAAGCAUGUUACUUGUACAACUUUUGGAAAAUGCAACAUCCCCCCAGACCAGGCGUACUUAUGCUAGGGCUUAUCAAUUAUACCAACAGUUUCUGGUUGCCAACCAUCCAACACUUCCAUUCAUACCUACUAAUAUGGGCAUAUUAGCAUAUUUCAUUGCUUACCUACAUCAAAAUCAUUUUGCCUCUUCCACAAUAUUGACAUACAUUGCAGCCAUUGGAUAUUUGAAUAAGCUGGCUGGUUUUUCUGAUCCUUCCCAGUCCUUUAUCAUUAAAAAGCUUCUAUCAUCCAUUCAGCGAACGUCGUCACGUGCUGAUAGCCGCCUACCAAUUACACCUGCCAUUUUGGUGAAAUUGGUAGAGUCGUUGCCAUUUGUGUGUCCGUCUGCAUACCAGCAGUACUUACUAAGAGCAAUGUAUCUCUUAGCCUUUCAUGCAUUUUUACGUGUGGGUGAGAUGACUAUGAACAAGUCUGCAUCACAUGUGCUUCAGUAUCAUGAUGCAGUUAUUUCCUAUGAUUCUAAUGGCUGUCCCUCAAAACUUGAGCUAAUUUUUCGCUCAUUUAAAGGCCAUUACAAUAUUCGGCCAAUCACUUUAUCAUUACAAUGUAAGCCUACACAGAGUGCCACCUGUCCAGUGUUGGCCCUUCAUCAGUACCUUUUGCGACGUGGUCACUUGGCAGGGCCACUCUUUUGUUUUCCAAAUUGCAUACCAAUUACCUAUGCUUACUUCAGUACUUGUUUGCACAGUUCACUGGCUUGGGCUGGCCUGGCGCAUCUUCCCUACACUAGUCAUAGUUUUAGAAUUGGGGCUGCCAGCCAUGCUGCCGCUAGUGGUAUUCCUGAUGUAGACAUUCAACAAAUGGGCAGGUGGCAUUCCUUGGCAUUCAAGAGGUACAUCAGAUUGCCAACUUUUUACGACAUGUAACAUUACAGAUAUAUGAACUUUGUCCGUUUCAGUGGCCUUUGGGCAUAGGGUCGAUAGGUUGCUGCAACGGGUUCUUACACUUUAGUGUUUUACUGAUGUUUCACCUCAUAUUAGAGUAAUAGGCUUGUACAUUGUUCAAAUACUUGCAUUCUUAAUAUUUGACACGUUAUAUUCUUCCUUUUUCUGGCCAUAGGGUCGAGGAGUUGGUCAACUGUGUCCGCUUCUAUAUUUUUCACUUUUUGUCUUUUGUAAAUUCGGUUUGCAAUUAUUUUGUAAUGUUAUUACAGUUUUUGUUUUGUACACUACAUUUUGUCCCUUGCUAUGCAAGGAUUAAUCUCAUCAGCUAAAAUCCAUGCUUAGUGCCUCCACUUGUCAGUUACAAUUUUUGUGCAUGUUUAUAUGUUAUGUAUACAAAAAACGCCAACCGAAAGUUUUCACAUAACUUGCAUCUCCCGGGCAUAGGGUCGGGGAGAUACUGUCCUUUCAUGUAGUUGGCUGUUUAGGUUAUAGAUGUCCAUAUCAUCUGUUGUAUGUAUACUCUGGGUCUUCAUGCAGACCUUUCGCCAAUUUUAUUAUGUUGGGUUUUAUGUAUAUAGAUAUAUUAUGUCUCCUUUUCACUGGCAUGCUUGCCUCCAUGAUAAUUGUACUUUGGUUUUACAAUUUUGUUCCAAAGUACACUUUUGAUUAUAUUUGGUUUUAUUCCAUUUGGGCCUUCCACCAUGGCUUCGGAUGGGGGAUGAUUUCUGCUGCACCUCGUUUUAUUUAUGUAUUAGCCUGGUGUUGCAGUAAUCAUUGUGGCGGAAUAGGACCCCCAUCUAAGACUUUUUGGGUCUAUUUAUAUGACAAAAUGUGAACGUCAUAACAACCGUCGUUUAUUGUAAUAAACGGCCAUAUUCAAUUCAGAUUUGGUGUCCUUGUUUUAUUUAAUUAUUUGUCUUACCAGCUUGCCAUGGUGGAUGUCCUGUAUAAAUA
Messenger RNA from Mizuhopecten yessoensis (Yesso scallop), 5783 nucleotides. RefSeq lists its product as uncharacterized. The transcript is spliced from 2 exons. The record is from RefSeq and is a predicted model, not a curated record. NCBI's taxonomy places the organism in Eukaryota, Metazoa, Mollusca, Bivalvia, Pectinida, Pectinidae. Bases 909 to 2321 code for a protein of 470 amino acids. Gene Ontology annotation, molecular function: metal ion binding.